Molecule: messenger RNA, 576 nt
Organism: Mesorhabditis spiculigera
Lineage: Eukaryota; Metazoa; Nematoda; Chromadorea; Rhabditida; Rhabditidae
Source: the annotation of a GenBank genome assembly
AUGCCCUCCUUCUUCCGCAAGCUGUGCUCGCUGUGUGGCUGCGGCGACCCCGAGGAUGACAUGAACGGCGCCUACGAUCGCUUGUCCGAGGACGAGAACGGCGAUGUCGUUCGAGUGCGCGGCAACGAUCAAUAUGCCACCCCCUAUCCGAUCGAUCGUGCCGACGCGAAUGGCUACUACGGAACGCCCGGAAAGCCGAACGAGGAGGCCAUGCUCAACGGGAUUGUCAAUGAGACCCAGGAGGGCAUAAUCGACGUGACGCAAAACGACGGUAUCACGCUGCCAACCAACGAGUAUAUGAGCCGCUACAACGCAUAUUCGGACGCCAUCAACAAGCAUGAUGUGGCGACGACCGCCGCUCCGGCCGAGGCCUUCUCGCUCGAAUCUGGAUGGACUGGAAUGCCGAUCAAGCAUCGCUACAUUCUCGACGACUCGGGCGCCAAGAUCAACGACCGGUACCAGAAGACCGAGUUGGCCUACGACAAAUACGAGGAGUACAGUGGCCUCGUUGCGGAGAUCUCCACCGCGGUCAACGGGAUGGCCGUCGCGAAUCAGAAGGAACUGCUCGGCACUCUA